AUCUUUAAUCAAAAGUCUACAGUUUGUCAUUUUAAUUUCAAUUUAAUACAUUUUUAAAAGAGUUUUCUUUUUCUGUGUAGCAGAUGUAAUUUUGUCUAACAGAAGUUCGACUGUAUUUGCAUUUUACUGGCCAGACUGUUGCUUCUUUGUGGCGACACGCGUCGCUGUUCAGAUGAGUCACAAUUAAAAGGCUUGGCCCCAAACCAGAGGCCCAGACGGAGGCACAGGUCCCAAGUCCCCGGUUCCCGAUUCCCGGGUCCCUAAUCCCAAGUCCGAGCUCCUCUGCGUGUGGGCACCCGUCUCCGUGUUUGUGUUCGAUUCUUAGCCGCAAAACAGUGGAAACCGCAAAUGACAGACACGACGGAAGAGUGAAAAACUCAAAAUGAAAAUUAAACAAAAACGGAGACACCCAGACAAGUGCAGGGGGUGGGGGUUGGGCGGACCAAAGAGGGAUUUCGUAAUGGCAUUUAAUGGCAGGCACACAGUUUCGUUUCCCCACCGAACGAAUCUAGAUACUUGGCUGCCAGAUACCCGUACAUAACGUCAUCAGUUGAUUUUCCAUGAGGCGCCAAACGAAGCGUGCAACCGAAAAAAGCGAAAAUAGUGAAAAACGGCAGACAAAAGUAACAAAUAAAACGAAUAGAGCGAGAACUGCAGGCGCAAUAGAGUAGAGAUUGUUUAUUGUAUUUCGACGCGUACGGGUAUCUGGUGAACUGGAUAGCUGGAUAGGUGGAUAGCUAGAUAGUGGUGCAUCGAUGGUCCGUCUAUAAAUAGGACAACUCUACAGCGGGUUCGCAGCGGGGGAGGUGUUUUCCGUACGACGAGCAGCCGAUAAUCCGGGAAUAUGUACAUUCAGUUGCACUCCGGUCGUGUCCCGCGCUUGACUCCCAAUCGAAGAUAUUCAUCCCAUGCAUCCCAUGGGUAGCGACUGUGCAUGUGAUCUUAUAAAAAUGUGUUAUCCACUUUUGACAGCAAACUGUUAAUUUGUAAGGCAAAAUUCAGUGUGGUGUGUGUGCAGUCGGUGGAUAUGCCAGAUGAUACAGCUGACUGUUCAGAUCCAGAUCGGAGAGAAGCCACAAUAAAGCCCGGGCGCGAAAUCAAACGAUCGCCAGCAUCACAAGCACUCGACGCACAUUAACGCAAAACGCUUCAAAUCAACACAAAAUACAAAAUACAAAAUACAAAACGGCAAGAAUAAUACCAGCCAAUACAAGCCAUGGAUACAAAGCCAACUACUAAGCGGGCCGAAAUUGAUCAGUUUUUGUUGGAUGUCCGCGCCCAUUUCCGAGCCUCGCUGGAGACCUCGGAGUACGAGAACGCCUCCAAUCUCUUCCACAUGACGGCCGCCGAGCAGACCGCCGCACUUCUCGCCCGCUGCGAGAUUCUGCUGGCGGCAUCUGGAUCUGGAUCGGGAUCGGGACUGGGACUAGGAUACACAGACGAGCAGGCGGCGGGCAACCAACGGACCAGCCUGGUGGACUGCGUCGACAGCAAGGUGGGCGGGGAGACCGGUCCCAGCGGCUAUCUGGAGAUGCUCGCCUCCCCGUCCUCAUCAAAAAACUCGCUGUCCGCCUCGCGGGAAUACAUUGAUCUGGGCAGCAGCGGGUCCCUGGACCGCUGCACCGCCAACCAACCGGUUACGUGCUCGGCGGACAACGAGCCCCACCAGCAGCUCUACGAGAUCUGUCAGGGUCAGGGCCAGACCCUGGGCCAGAGCCACGGACAGGGGCAGGGAACGGGUCAGGAGGAGGACGAGUCCCAACAGGCGAUAACCUUCACCCACGAGCUGAUCAUUGACUGUCCGUACGCGGACCUGCCCGCCGGUCACCUGGCCCUGCAGCGGUCCACCAAGUACGGACAGCUGCAGCGGAUCGUACCGAAGCGGCUGUUCUUCGACCAGACCAGGAAGUGCUACUGCGGCAUCCUCAACGACUGGAUGCUGUGCUACGCGGACGGGCCGACCGCCUGCCGACCCAGCAGCAGCCUCUACCUGAAGAGCUCCUCCAUCGAGAUCGAGCACUUCGGGGAGGGCAAGCGGCGCGACGUCUGCUUCCAGAUCACCACCGACGACCCCAACAAGAAGUUCGUGUACCAGGCCAGCAACGAGGUCGAUGCCAAAGAGUGGAUACACGCCAUCGAGGCGGCCAUCCGCGGGGACGUCGCUGCCCAUCCGAUGCCUCCCCUGAAGAGUCCUCCACCCCGAAAACUGCCCACUCCGCCGGUCCAGAAGAAGUCCACCUACACGACGGCGGACAUCAUCUACGAGGAGCCGUCGCCCAUCUACGGCCUGAUGGACUCUUCGGUCAUGGUGCUGCCCAAGCUGCCGGAGAAGAACAACAGUCCCAAUGCCCUGGCCCGCCGCUUCGAGUACGAUGUGCCCAAGUGUCCGGCCCAGCCUCUGCAGGACACCGCCGUCGGAGUGGCCUCCAUGGGCGGGGAGGUGGAGUCCUCCAUGGGGCUGCUCCAUGAGGCCGACCUGAAGGUACAGCCGCUGCCCUCCAGCCUGCAUGGCCACAUGUCGCUGGACUUCCAGGCCAGGGUUAAGACCGUGCACAGUGAGCUCUCCACUCAGCUGUCGCCCGGUGGUCCGAGUCCGGACCGCCUGAAGAAGGCCGUGAAGAAGAGCUACACGAAUGGCGGCGAGGCGGAGAUGUUGUCGCCGCUGACCAGCCCCGCCCACACGCCCACCAAGGAGCAGAAGAAGCAGCGCAAGUCGCCGACCAUGCCGUCGACGAGUCCGGCCAGCAAGGACUGUGAUAAGCUCGCCCGGAACUGGUUCCUCAGUCGCCUCAACAAGAGCACCGGACCGAAGACGCCCAGCACGGGUGGGGGCUCACCCAGCAACGCUCGGUGCAAGCAGAGCGAGAAGGAGAACCUGCUGACGGACGGCGAACUGGGCGAGGGCUACGACGCGAGUCCGGGCGAACGCGAUCCGGGCCUGCUCGGCAGCCCGCCCACGUCGCCGUCGUGCCUGAAGGCGGAGGCCAAGAGCAAGGUGAACAUGAUCAUCAACCAGUUCGAGAGCAGCGGCCACCUGUCCACCAUGUUCAGCGUGGAGGCGCUGGCCGCCAACGCACUCGCCUCGCUGACGUCCUUCUGCGAGAGCGAUGGCUGCAACAACUACGAGCCAAUCAUGCCCCUGGCCACCACUCCCAGCAGCUUCCUGAAGAAGGUGUGACUGCCGCACCUCCGUCAUCCGUCAACUAUCAGCUAUCAAACAUCCAACUUCUGGCAUCCUGGAGAGCCCGCUCGUCUCUGUAUUGUAGAUUUAGUCCUUAAGCUAGUGAAACCACUCUCCGGAUGUCACAUAAACUUUGACAUAAAAUUUUAAUAUCAAAACAUAA
Molecule: messenger RNA, 3344 nt
Organism: Drosophila elegans
Lineage: Eukaryota; Metazoa; Arthropoda; Insecta; Diptera; Drosophilidae
Gene: blow
Exons: 3
Coding region: 1217-3178 (653 amino acids)
Source: RefSeq, a predicted model, not a curated record